Messenger RNA from Peniophora sp. CBMAI 1063, 744 nucleotides. The record is from the annotation of a GenBank genome assembly. Lineage: Eukaryota; Fungi; Basidiomycota; Agaricomycetes; Russulales; Peniophoraceae.
AUGCCUAAAGAUUCCAAAAAUCCCGGCCAACCGGAGAACAGAGGCUCUACCAACCAGCCAUACACCAAGACGCCUCUCGUAUUCAUUCAUGCGCCGACCGAGCGCAAGAUCCUCGUACCGCGUCUUGAGAACUAUGAGUCCAUGUUGAAACUCGCUGCGGAGAAGAUUGGAACACCUGAUGAUGUGUCGCGCAUGGUACUCAAGUCUUCGACGGUACCUGGGCUCGACGGCGAGAAGGUCGAGAUUAGUAAAGAACUGUGGCCGGAGUUGGUCAAAGAGCUUGGGACGUUUGAAGUGGACGAGUUGAAGCAAAAUGCCGACAAUACUGCAGCGAAGAAACCUCAGGUGCCUCAAGAACCGGCCGGUAACGGUCCCAUACCCACUGUUGCUUCUGCCUCUACCACGCGCACCGCCGCGGUAAAGCCCGCGAAUAAGCCAACGCAGGCACCAUCUCGUGACGCCACUCCCGAGGCGACAGACAUAAUUGCCGCAGAAUUUGAGGGACACCUCGCUCGGAAGCGUAUCCAUCCAUUGCCUGCAAAAGCACCAGGAAAGGAAUUUACUUUCCACAGGGCUAAACCUUUCCCAUCUUCUACUAAGACCCAACGACUGGCGGCUCUCGAGAAUCUCAGAUUCAAAAGACGUGCCGACAACCGAGUCCUUGCGAGACGCGACAAUACAGGAUUUGGUACUAACUCGGCCCCUCCGGCGCGCGGCAUCUCGAUCGGACAUACAGCCUAUUAG